AUGUCUAAGGCCAACGACAAUGAGCCCACCGAUUUCGUCCAUCAAAUUGCCAUAGAAUUAUCUCGGGCGUUAAAUCUUCUGAAUCCAAACGAUCUUCUGGCAAAAACAGUCAUACAGGUUGCCAAGGAUCACAAAAAUGUUGGCACAUUCAUUAAAGCUUGCCAGGGUUUUGGAAGAUUCAAAGAAGAAUUUCUAGCCGAUUUGUACACAACGAUCAAAAAACGGAUAAAAGAAGAAUCUAUUGAUUUGAAUUCACAGAAGCCCGAUCCCUCAUCUAUUCCGACAAAUUCCACAGUUCUUGGAGAAGUUCUGACAUCUUCUAAUUCUUCUGUUGGUGGCUUGAUUCGACCCGGAAAAUUAACUACUUCCGAAGAGAAUCGGCACGUUUUUAAAGCUCCGGCACCGAGGGUGUCAAUUUUGGGGUUAGAUAAGAUUGCAGAAGAAAAGAAGCGUAAAAAUAAGAAAGCUCAGGAAGAAGAGACGCGAUAUCCGACGAAAUCUAUAAAUAUUGGUUUAUCAUCAGAUUGGGACGAUGAUGAUUCUUCACAACAAGAUUCAAAUUUGGAUGAUAGCAAAUUGAAUGGGUCUUCAUCAAAUUCAAAAUCGCAUCAUCGAAGGAAAAUUGAUUCAGACGAACAUCGAGAAAGAGUAGAAAAAGACAUGCGGGAAAAGGAUCAUCAAAAAGUCGGGGGAUCAUAUAAAAGAUCAGGUGAAAGGGAUGUCGGUGGUAGAGAUGGACGGUAUCGUUAUGAAUUUUCGGAUUCAAAUCGUCGUUCGCCUUCUGUCGUUCGAGACGAUUCGAGAAAACGUUCUCCUUCGGUGUCAUCCAGACGAGAUGACCGAGACAAUUCAAGUAGAAGAUCGCCAUCAGUUACCACAAGUAGAAGUAGCUCAAGUCGAAGGUCUUCGUCUCUGUCGUCGUGGAGGGAUAGCUCGACCUCAUUAAGUUCUUGGCGUGAUUCUGAUAAGGGUUCGACACGUAUUAGUCGAAGUGAAUGGGAUUCUACACCAACAAGAAUUUUACCAAAAUUCUCUGGGGGAGGCCUAACAUCGCGAAAAGAUUAUCAACCACCCACUCCGCGACUUGCAUCAUUCGACUACGAUGAGAUGGAAUACGCUUAUCAUCAAGAUGACAAUGACAUUACUGAAGAUCCUGAUAGACUCUUCUGGGAAGAACAGCAACGUCAGUUAGAUCGGGAAUGGUAUAAUAUUGAAGAGUCAUCUAGUGCUAUGGAUGAUACGCACAACCCUUUCGCAGAUUAUUCGGAUUAUGUGCAGAAAAAAGAAGAAGAACUUGCUCAGAAACAGCUUAAAAAACUUUCAGCAAGACAGGAACAGUAUAACAAAGACAAUGAACUGUGGGAAACUAACCGUAUGCUUACUUCUGGUGUUGUUCAAAGAAGAGAAAUGGAUUUAGAUUUUGAAGAUGAUUCAGAG
Molecule: messenger RNA, 1437 nt
Organism: Acaulospora morrowiae
Lineage: Eukaryota; Fungi; Glomeromycota; Glomeromycetes; Diversisporales; Acaulosporaceae
Source: the annotation of a GenBank genome assembly